UUAUGUCCUUAUAGUUCUGCACUUUUGCCUAAAAUGGCCAAGCAAAAUUCUCCAUCACUAAUCGAAGUUGUAAAACAAGUUGCAGAGCAGCAGCAUUCACAAGCAUCAGAGAUAGAAAAAACCAAAACUGUUCUUUUCCAAUUGCAGGCGAAGUUUCAGGAAUUAGAAAAGGAAAUGGAUUCUAUUCUGUUAGAAACCAAGAAGACAGAAAGGGAAAUAUAUCUGCAAGAUGAUGCCAUAGAAGUGACAAAAUAUCACUGUGAAAAUCUAGAGGCCCAAGUCAGAGCCCUAUAUUAUGAAAAUUUAAAGCUGAGGCAUGACGCAGAAACAGUACAAGAAGAGUUUGAGAUGACAUUUGCAAGAAAUAAUGAAUAUCGGGAAAAAAUAAGGGCUCAUAAACGUCUCUUUUGGGAGAUGGAAAGUAAAAUGCCAGUAAUGAUUGAGCUUGCUAAAAAGAAAGCUGUCGUUAAAGAAUUAAAGAAAAAGAAAGAGGAGUUAAUGCAUGAUCUCCAGAAUCCAGAAGGAUCUGUUAUAAAACAAAUGCAGGAGGAAAUUACACUUCUAAAAAGGGAAAUCACAACAUUGAAAGAGUUCAUCAAUAAAAAAACAGAUUUGCUGGAAGAAGAGAAAAAAAUACAUGCUAAGCUUAGAAAAGAAAUUGAGGUACAGAAUAAAAGAUAUGAUGCUAUUUUAAAACGUUUGCAUUGCCAACUGAACAAACUCCAUUCAAAUAAAAGACAAUGGCACUGGAACAUUCAGCAGUUGGAGAAGAAGGCAGCAGAACUAAGAAAGUGUCUCGGAGAAGUGGAGUUACAAAGUAGCAUAUAA
Tyto alba (common barn owl) is the source of this 828-nucleotide messenger RNA. It is a transcript of the gene CCDC122, whose product is annotated as coiled-coil domain containing 122. The transcript is spliced from 4 exons. Lineage: Eukaryota; Metazoa; Chordata; Aves; Strigiformes; Tytonidae. The record is from RefSeq and is a predicted model, not a curated record. Bases 34 to 828 code for a protein of 264 amino acids.